AAACAAACAACACAAGCUGGGCGAAAAUGAUUAGAGGCUCGACGACAUAAUCGCGGUCUUGCAGCAUUGAAUCAUGCCGUAUAUUUGGCUGUGACUUCUUCGGAUGAUUCUCUAUACAGAAAUCUCCGUGAGCACCCGACGACCCCAAGCCCGCUACCAAUGAUGACAGGAAGCUUGCGCGACACAGUCCCGCUAUCCGAGAAUUCCGGGGCGCAGAGAUAGCUCGGCGCUUUGGGCGAAUCCGACCGUCGGUCAUUUCAGUGUCCAGAAAUUUUCUCUUGAUACUCUGCUCGAGUGCCACGCGACAGUCAUCAUGCCCAUGAAAGCAGCAUCCUCUGGCAACGUUGCCGAGUCCCCGAUAUCCUGUAUUUUCUUCUCCGAGUUCGAUCCUAAAGUCGGACCGAAGAUAACUUUCCAGUUUCCGGAAAACUAUGUCCAGAAAGAAGCUUUUGACCUUCUUAAGGUGUACCUCAUACCAAAAGAGGAAUUACAACACAAACUCAUAACAUUGAAUAUGUGCUCCAUGAAGAUUCUCGGUUUCCCGGCUGGUAUCAAAGACGACAAAUAUGAGAGGAAUCAGCUUAUGUUCAACUUGUGUUUUGUGUGCUCCGUUGACAUGCGAACCAUCCAAUACGAGGCGAUCGUGCGAAAAUUAGCCCAUUACCUGGUGACUUUGGAGCGGGAGAGUCAGAUUAUUUCAGAUCCGAAUAUGAAACCCAAUCUGCUGGACAUUAUCUGUCAAGUGCGGCACGAUCUGGAUGUGAAACGAAGCGCUUCGAUAAAAGUGACGAAAUCCACAACGAUUUAUCUGAAGGUUAACCGCGUCCAUGCAGAUCCGCAGGAUGUACACGACCACCAUGUACCCGUGUUCACCGAAAACCGUCCUGCUGUCUCUCCGAAUCAAUGGGAUCUUACUACGCAGCGGAUAUUGCCGUUGAUCGACGGUUUCCGACAUGUUGUGCAAAUCGCGCAAGAAUCUGACGUCGACAUUGACCUUGUCAAAGCUUGUUUGAGAAAUUUGAUCUAUUACGAUGUCAUAAAAAUAAUACCUCUAUUCUUAUACUCGGCCAUUUACGUGGCGACGCCAUUGAUGCAGAAGCUCUACACUGAUCGCCAUCUACAGGCGGACUGCGCCCGAAACGUACAGCACGGCAUGACCGCGCAACCGAGCUUCCGUCACAUAUUUGCCAUAUAUGCGCGUUUUGACAGUUACUACACCGUCGCCGACAUCUGCUCGCUGAUGAAGCCAAGAACGAAAUUCAUCGAUGAGCGCAAGUUGGUCCAAUUCGGUGUUAUCCAUGGCUUGCUGAAAAGAUUACAGAAAUAUCCCGUCGACGAGAGCAUGCAUCGCUGUGAACGCACCGUUAUCCGCUCUCAACAGCAAGCGCCAGAAGGUAUCCGUCAAUUCUUCACAGGGGAAUUCAAUUUCGAUCAGAUUUGCUGUAAAACUGGAAGCACCUACAAUGAAAUGGACAACAUCAUAGAAGAACAGAGUCUGAUCUCAGUUUGCACAAAAAGUCAAGAGAACGUAUGACGAGUAUUGGUUUUGUUAGCGCUUGGAAAGUUUCUUUCUUUCGUAUGAUCAUCCUUAAAAUAAAGCCCCCGGGCAUAUUUUAAGGAUGCAACCGCUGUCAACU
Molecule: messenger RNA, 1637 nt
Organism: Galendromus occidentalis (western predatory mite)
Lineage: Eukaryota; Metazoa; Arthropoda; Arachnida; Mesostigmata; Phytoseiidae
Gene: Nprl2
Product: Nitrogen permease regulator-like 2
Exons: 8
Coding region: 314-1534 (406 amino acids)
Biological process (GO): positive regulation of autophagy; cellular response to amino acid starvation; negative regulation of TORC1 signaling
Cellular component (GO): vacuolar membrane; GATOR1 complex
Molecular function (GO): GTPase activator activity
Source: RefSeq, a predicted model, not a curated record